This is a messenger RNA of Callithrix jacchus (white-tufted-ear marmoset), 2049 nucleotides long. It is a transcript of the gene SLC25A1, whose product is annotated as solute carrier family 25 member 1. Gene Ontology annotation, molecular function: citrate secondary active transmembrane transporter activity. NCBI's taxonomy places the organism in Eukaryota, Metazoa, Chordata, Mammalia, Primates, Cebidae. Gene Ontology annotation, cellular component: mitochondrion. The record is from RefSeq and is a predicted model, not a curated record. Gene Ontology annotation, biological process: mitochondrial citrate transmembrane transport.
CCAGGUUCGUCCAGAAUGUUCGAGUUCCUCAGGGACGGGGCUAGCCCCAGGUGUUUUCAGGAAAGGUGUGGCCGUGGCCUCCUGGAUCCCGUCGCUGUCGGCAGUCGCGCAGACCCAAGGCCCGCUCCCCAGCGCCCUUCGCCGCGCGGCACACUUUGCACCUUGAUCCAUAGCUCGGGGCUGGGCCAUAACCCUGCCUCCCGCAGCCCCGCCCCUGGCCCCGUCGCUCGCCGUCGCCAGGGUCUCGGCCUCAGCCAUUGGCUGCGCUUUAGCCCCGCCCCUACGCCUGCCUCGGCGCGCCCCGCCCCGGCCUCAGUUUCCCGGCCCGCACCGGGCGGGCCAGGGGCGGAGCCCGGCUCAGACCACGCGGGGCGGGACCCGGAGCUGACGCGGCCGCCCCGCCCCCGAGACCAUAACCGGCCGCCGCCGCCACCCCAGACCGAGCGCGGAGUUCAGGAGGCUCGGACCCGAGUUCGCCACCGGGCGCCCCGCCUGCCGCCCGCCAUGGCCGCACCCCGCGGCCCGCGAGCUCUGGCGGCCGCCGCGCCCGCGUCCGGGAAGGCCAAGCUGACGCACCCGGGGAAGGCGAUCCUGGCAGGCGGCCUGGCGGGCGGCAUCGAAAUAUGCAUCACCUUCCCCACCGAGUACGUGAAGACGCAGCUGCAGCUGGACGAGCGCUCGCACCCGCCGCGGUACCGGGGCAUAGGGGACUGCGUGCGGCAGACGGUCCGCAACCAUGGCGUCCUGGGCCUGUACCGCGGCCUCAGCUCCCUGCUCUACGGCUCCAUCCCCAAGGCGGCUGUCAGGUUCGGAAUGUUCGAGUUCCUCAGCAACCACAUGCGGGAUGCCCAGGGACGACUGGACAGCACGCGCGGGCUGCUGUGCGGCCUGGGUGCCGGCGUGGCCGAGGCCGUAGUGGUCGUGUGUCCCAUGGAGACCAUCAAGGUGGGGAAGGUCUUGGUGAAGUUCAUCCAUGACCAGACCUCUCCAAACCCCAAGUACAGAGGAUUCUUCCACGGGGUUAGGGAGAUUGUGCGGGAACAAGGACUGAAGGGGACGUACCAGGGCCUCACAGCCACCGUGCUGAAGCAGGGCUCGAACCAGGCCAUCCGCUUCUUCGUUAUGACCUCCCUGCGCAACUGGUACCGAGGGGACAACCCCAACAAGCCCAUGAACCCACUGAUCACUGGAGUCUUCGGAGCUAUUGCGGGCGCUGCCAGUGUCUUUGGAAACACUCCUCUGGACGUGAUUAAGACCCGGAUGCAGGGCCUGGAGGCGCACAAAUACCGCAACACGUGGGACUGUGGCUUGCAGAUCCUGAGGAAGGAGGGGCUCAAGGCAUUCUACAAGGGCACUGUCCCCCGCCUGGGCCGGGUCUGCCUGGAUGUGGCCAUAGUGUUUAUCAUCUAUGAUGAGGUGGUGAAGCUGCUCAACCAAGUGUGGAAAACGGACUAAGCCUGGAGGGCCACAAGGGGACUGCCCCAGGCACCUCCCGAGUGCCCUACCACCCUUGUCGCACAUGAAUCCAGUGCAGUAGUGCCAAAAGGCCCCUUCCCACGUCCCUCGAACUCUGUGGUCUGGUCUGUGCAUUGUGGCUGUCAAAUCCAUGUGUCCCAUAAUGCUGUGUCCCCACUGUGGCCUGUGACACCACCACUGUGCCCCAGUGUCUGGCCCAGCCAUGGCUGGGUGUACAUCUGGCCUGUGACCCUGUGCCCACUUGUCCAUAUGCUUACUGUGAGCACUGUGCCUGUGUUUCACGUUCUGUGUCAUGUGACCCUGUGCCCCGCCUCCCGGGGUGCCCGUGUGGCCUGGGUCCUCGGCCCUGUAGCCCUGGCCCGGUCCCAGUCCGGUGCCUUCCACCCUGCCCCGGCCUACCACAGCUGCCUCCGGGCCUCGGCCUGGCUUCACCGCAUUCCAGGGGCUGCAGCCCCCGCUUCUCCCGCCAUUGGCCUUAACUGGCCCUCGGGCCCUCCCUCCACCCAGGACAGGGUGGCACCCGCCACUCUCAGGACCACCCUGCCAAGGCAGAAUAAACCGGAUCCUGUUACA